CUGAUGAAGUGUGCGUUAACAAUAGGGCCACGAAGAGACGAAAGCUGGAUCAAGCGUUAUCAGCCUGCACUGGAGCUCAGGGGACUGGGACAACGCUGCACAGACAGCAUUUCCUGGAGCAUCUGAGCACUGUUGUAGCCAGUUAAAUGCUGCCAGAGUUGCCAUUCUUGUCUGAAACAAGUCACACUGUCAAAAUGCUGGCCAUCAUACAACAAUGGGAGGGAGUGUCUGGCAGUUACACAGACAACACUGUAAAGUAUGUUUUUCUUCUGUUUUCCAAAGCAGGACUGGAAAUGGUGAUAUUUUAUUUACUGAGUCAAAAACGGUACACCUUCUUUAUGAAUGUGUGCAGCCUGUCCAUCAUACUGGCUGACUUGGUACUUGCCUCUUUAAUGGCAACUGUGUGGUUUCUUGGAGCUGACCAGUCUUUUGCACCCUGCUUCCUUUUGGCUAAUGCCUCAGCAGCAUAUGGAAAAUUGCCACUGCCCAUGAUGUGCCUAGGUUUACUGGACUACUCUUUGGGAAACAUCUGUCUUAGCAAGCACAGAGCCUUCUGGAAAACCCUCUGGAAUGUAUUCCUGACAUUUCUCACGUGGCUGCUAGCAGUCUGGUUCUCCUUUGGUUCUCCUGAUACUAAACUGAUGAAUUUGAGUUGUGGAACAACGAUUAAAGCUCUGGUGUGUGAAGUGGAGGAGUCAACAUUGAUGAGCUAUUUCAUCGCUGGGCUUUUCACUGCAAUACUUCUAAUAAUGCUGCCAUUUUGGUCACAAAUUCCCCAGUGGGUAAAAGAGGCUGAGAGGUUGUGUGAAGCAAGGGAAGAACAAGAGAGUAUGAGGAGCGACUUGUUAUUCACUUUAACCUCCUGCACAGAGACAAAAAGCGAUGCAGAGAAUUACCUGGAGGAUGUGAUCCAGCAUCGACCGCCUCUGUGGAUCAGCCUGAUACUGGGCUUUGCUACAUUUUGGAUGCCUUUUCUUGCUGUGUAUUUGGGCUGCUUGAUUCUUGGCUUUGGACUACCUGCCUACAUCUCUGUUAACCUCUUGUGGUUUGAAUGUACCAACAGUUUACUGGUGGGUGUAGUAUUCUGGAUAAAGAGCAGGACUCUAGGGUCGCACACCCAUCUACCAGAAAACGUGUGCUUAUGGAGCGUUUACUGGCAUUUGAGCAAAGGAACACAACAGAAGCAACUUCCUGUGCUCAGCCCUUUAAAAGAGAAGAUAAACAUUUUUUAUUAUGUGUAAGGGUAACACAUGAAAUUAUUAUUAAAAGCUUGUUGAGUGGCAGCUGUUUGUGAAAUUUCAUAUGCUGGGUUCCUUCAAGCCUUUAAUUUAGGGACCAUAAUUGAGCCAUAUAACUGUUAUAUUAAAAAGCCUGGACACAAAACUGCAUCUCACGCCUCUCCAGCAGCUUAUAUGAGUGCCCCAAUAAAAAUGUUUAAGUUAUGACUGGAUCUUUUUUUAAUGUUAUUGCUCAAAAAGCUGUGCUGCAACGUAUCAUGGAAGAACUCUGAUUUGAUUACAUUUUGUAGAGGUCUGUUUGGGGCUGUGCAACUGAAAAUGAAUCAAAACCAACAUUCAGAAUCUCUAAUUGAUAUAAUCUUGCCCACAUCUGUUAUUUUUUGUUUUUAAUGUCUGUUAAUACUUCCCCCAUUGUAUCCUGUCCCUUUUAAAAUAUACUACUGUGCAGUCUUUGACAUGUAAAACAUCAUUGAGGAAAAGUCAAACACGUUGUUUGGACACAUUUUUGGCUUUAGUAAAGACAACAGAAAAACAACAAAAAAACUGCUUUAGUAGUUGAGCAUUUUUACAGCACAAACCUGGUGAACUAUGAAGGCAAGAACAAUGUAUGCAUGUAUGUUUGUGUAUGUACAUGUACAUCUGUGUGUGUAAUAAUUGUUCAUUAAUUGAAGUAAAAUGAUUAAUUCUGAUCUGAAGUCAUAUUGCUCAGUCCUAGGUCUGUCUGUUUGUAUUGGUCUGUCAUACAGCCUAAUAUUAUGGAUGAUGGAUGCAAUUUUGUUCCUUUUACUCCUCCUU
Messenger RNA from Archocentrus centrarchus (flier cichlid), 2033 nucleotides. Its product is annotated as probable G-protein coupled receptor 160. Gene Ontology annotation, cellular component: signaling receptor complex; plasma membrane. The record is from RefSeq and is a predicted model, not a curated record. Lineage: Eukaryota; Metazoa; Chordata; Actinopteri; Cichliformes; Cichlidae. The coding region runs from base 147 to 1241 and encodes 364 amino acids. The transcript has 2 exons.